CUCCCUGCGCCACGUGCUUGCUGGAGGGCGGCGCAAGGGGCAGCGCUGAAAAGAUGUUCUUGCUGCCUCUUCCGGCAGUCGGGCGAGUUGCUCUCAGGCGUCUGGGAGUGAGUUGUCUCCGGGGCCGGAGUCUUGCCACCGCCGACAUGACGAAGGGCCUUGUUUUAGGAAUCUAUUCCAGAGACAGAGAAGAGGAUGUGCCACAGUUUACGAGUGCAGGAGAGAACUUUGAUAAAUUGGUGGCUGGAAAGCUGAGAGAGAUUUUGAAUGUAUCUGGACCACCUCUGAAGGCAGGCAAAACCCGAACCUUUUAUGGUCUGCAUCAGGACUUCCCCAGCGUGGUGGUAGUCGGCCUAGGCAAAAGGUCAGCUGGCGUCGAUGACCAGGAGAACUGGCAUGAAGGCAAAGAAAACAUCAGAGUUGCUGUCGCAGCUGGCUGCAGGCAGAUUCAGGACCUGGAGCUCUCCUCUGUGGAGGUGGAUCCCUGUGGAGAUGCUCAGGCGGCGGCAGAAGGAGCGGUGCUGGGUCUCUAUGAAUACGAUGACCUAAAGCAGAAAAAGAAGAUGGCAGUGUCCGCGAAGCUCCACGGAAGUGGGGAUGAGGAGGCCUGGCAGAAAGGAGUCCUCUUUGCUUCUGGGCAGAACUUGGCCCGCCAGCUGAUGGAAACUCCAGCCAAUGAGAUGACACCAACCAGAUUUGCCGAGAUUAUUGAGAAGAAUCUCAGAAGUGCUAGUAGUAAAACAGAGGUCCACAUCAGACCCAAGUCUUGGAUUGAGGAACAGGAAAUGGGUUCAUUCCUAAGUGUAGCCAAAGGGUCCGACGAGCCUCCAGUCUUCUUGGAAAUCCACUACAAAGGCAGCCCCGACGCGGGGGAGCCGCCCCUGGUAUUCGUUGGGAAGGGAAUCACUUUUGACAGUGGUGGCAUCUCCAUCAAGCCUUCUGCAAGCAUGGACCUCAUGAGGGCUGACAUGGGAGGAGCUGCCACAAUUUGUUCAGCCAUUGUGUCUGCUGCGAAGCUCAAUUUGCCUAUUAAUAUCAUAGGUUUGGCUCCUCUUUGUGAGAAUAUGCCCAGUGGCAAGGCCAACAAGCCUGGAGAUGUUGUUAGAGCCAAGAAUGGGAAGACCAUCCAGGUUGAUAACACCGAUGCUGAGGGGAGGCUCAUCCUGGCUGAUGCACUCUGUUACGCACAUACCUUUAAUCCAAAACUCAUCAUCAACGCAGCCACCUUAACAGGUGCCAUGGACAUAGCCUUGGGGUCAGGUGCCACUGGGGUCUUUACCAACUCAUCCUGGCUGUGGAACAAACUAUUUGAGGCCAGCAUUGAAACAGGGGAUCGUGUUUGGAGGAUGCCUCUCUUUGAACAUUAUACAAGACAAGUUAUAGAUUGUCAGCUUGCUGAUGUUAACAACAUUGGAAAAUAUCGGUCUGCAGGGGCAUGUACAGCUGCAGCGUUCCUGAAGGAAUUUGUGACUCAUCCCAAGUGGGCACAUUUGGACAUAGCAGGUGUGAUGACCAACAAAGAUGAGGUCCCAUACCUGCGGAAAGGCAUGACUGGGAGGCCCACAAGGACUCUGAUUGAGUUCUUACUCCGCUUUAGCCAAGACAGUGCUUAGCUCAGACACUCGGAAAUGCCUUCAUUUGUCAGAAAUUGGACAGUGGAGCUUGAAAAUACUUUUGGAUGAAUAAAAAUCUUUUAAAGGCAACAAAAGAUGGUAUUUAAAACUAUAAAACUAAAUGAAAUUUG
Messenger RNA from Ictidomys tridecemlineatus (thirteen-lined ground squirrel), 1744 nucleotides. It is a transcript of the gene Lap3, whose product is annotated as leucine aminopeptidase 3. NCBI's taxonomy places the organism in Eukaryota, Metazoa, Chordata, Mammalia, Rodentia, Sciuridae. The record is from RefSeq and is a predicted model, not a curated record. Gene Ontology annotation, biological process: proteolysis. Gene Ontology annotation, cellular component: cytoplasm. Gene Ontology annotation, molecular function: manganese ion binding; metalloaminopeptidase activity.